AAGGCUUGCACGGAGCCAGGAGGCAACACAUAAUAAGCCUAGGCUGCCAGCGCCCAGCUGCCUGCAGGCUUAUUUUCUAUUCACUGCCUCCAACUGUGAGUCACCAUGGAACCAGAACCAGGCGAUGAUUAUCUGCGCAGAAUUGCGACAUUCAUCAGAAACAAUGACAAGGGCCUCGCAGAAGCUGGUUUCGUCCGACGAAGGCGUAUACAGCGUCGGCAUUCUACUAAUAAUACUUCUGUCUUCAAUCUCGCUGGUUGGUUUUCUUAUGACUCUACGGCACAAUCACCUGCUCCUCCGAAACCUGUCACAUUCGCUAUCGAUGCGCACAGGCUGUUCUAUGUCCUUAUGCGCUUGGAGGCGCUCGGAAUUGACAUUGGAUCAUUAGAUGUGAGGGUCGACAACCCCUCAAAGCCAAUGCACUAUACGCACAUUGACAUUGAACCCCAAAGCAUUGAUGCGGAGCUCAAGUAUAUUUACAGCUCUUUUACAAAGCUUCCUGCACUUUCCAUUAGGGCACCAGGUCCUAAAGUCAUCGCCGAGCUUGCAGAUGAACCACCCAAUCAGAACGCACUCCCACUUGAUGCGUUCAAGAAUCUUCAGACCCUGGAGUGCGUCGACAUAGAUCCACGGACAUUGCUUGGUGGCCUGGAGGACGUCACUGAUAUCUUCAUUGGUGCCGUGUUGGACGAUCAAGCUCGGAGAGAUGGCACCACGAGCGACCUAAGAAGCAGACACAUACUCCGUAGACAACGCUCCUUCCAGAGUACUCGCCUGCCUGAGUCUGUUCCCGAGGACGAUGAAGACGACUUGACGCCUCCCGUGCCUUCACCUGCUGCUCCACUCUCGCCCUAUAAAUGGUCAUUAUUGAAACACUUGUCGCUGGCGGAUAAUGCUCUCACUUUUCUUCCCACCGACCCAUUACCAUACCUCACUUCCCUCACCCAUCUCGACCUGUCGUCUAACCUUCUUGUGUCUGUCCCCCAUGGUAUUGCCACGCUCCACAACCUCGUCUCCCUAAACCUCUCCGAUAACAUGAUUGAUUCAGUCCUUGGUAUUUACACCCAUCUUGGUCAAGUUCUUAACAUCAAUCUCUCCCGCAAUCGCCUCGAAUCUAUCUGUGGCUUAGAGCGUCUUAUGGCGCUGGAGCGCGUCGACUUACGCUCCAACCACAUAGAGGAGAGUGCUGAAAUUGGACGGUUAGCAACACUACCCAACAUUGUGGAGGUCUGGAUUGAGGGAAACCCGCUCACCGAGUACGAGGACAAUUACCGCACCACAUGCUUUGAGCUUUUCUGGAAGGAGGACAAGAACAUCAGGCUUGAUGGGUCAUCACCAGGAUUUUAUGAGAAGCGGUCUCUCACUACACUGCCCGACCAGCCGUUAUCAGCGAACCCCGUCGAGACUCUCCCCUCUCCACCCGUUGCACCAGUAGGCAGUCCGAAGGUGCCUUCUUCAACGGGGACACAUAAUGUUAUGGGUACUCCGCUAUCGGCCCCCUCGUCACCCUCCAGUGGUUCUCCUCUGCUAACAGGUGCUGUUGCGAGAAAGGCGAGAAAGCGCAAGGUCAAGCGCAUCGUUGACCUGACCCCAAUGGAUGGAACAGAUGGACAGUCUUGUUCCUCCAAUAAAGCAACAGCAGGGGUCUCUGUUCGCCCUUCGAGCCUGCUGCGCCAACCACCUGCCAGCGUUCGUAUACCACGCCCACAUGCGACGAAUGGCAAGUUGGGACAUCGAAGAGUGAGCACGGUGUUUGAGCCACCAGAUGAGGGCCAGAGUCAGAGUCAGAGUCAGAUACGGGAUGCAGAGCUCUAUCGAGCGCGGAUGCAAGCUCUACGCUCUGACAUGGGAGAUGGGUGGUUGAAGGUAUUCAGCCAGAGUCAGACGCCAUCACCGAGAGUUGCUGCGGGUUAGACCUUCAGGCGCUUCAUAGGUAUUCCUGUCAUGCUGGUGAUUUAGUAGGAUAUACCCAUCUUGACCGCAUGUAUUCAUCCUGGACCAUUUGCAUUGUACUUCCGCUUCAUAUCGCUAAUAAUAUUGUUACACGGGUCGUGGUCGCAUCAUAUUUAAAGUUCUUC
Molecule: messenger RNA, 2078 nt
Organism: Suillus paluster
Lineage: Eukaryota; Fungi; Basidiomycota; Agaricomycetes; Boletales; Suillaceae
Exons: 4
Coding region: 106-1914 (602 amino acids)
Cellular component (GO): cytoplasm
Molecular function (GO): protein kinase binding
Source: RefSeq, a predicted model, not a curated record